This is a messenger RNA of Priceomyces carsonii, 531 nucleotides long. Its product is annotated as mitochondrial 54S ribosomal protein bL19m. Gene Ontology annotation, molecular function: structural constituent of ribosome. Bases 1 to 531 code for a protein of 176 amino acids. The transcript is spliced from 2 exons. Gene Ontology annotation, biological process: translation. Gene Ontology annotation, cellular component: mitochondrial large ribosomal subunit; ribosome. The record is from RefSeq and is a predicted model, not a curated record. Lineage: Eukaryota; Fungi; Ascomycota; Pichiomycetes; Serinales; Debaryomycetaceae.
AUGUUGAGACUAUUAUAUAAUGGCUGUCUUAAAUCUGCCAAUGGAAUCUUCCGGCCAUCAAUAAGGACUUUUUUUCCGCCAGAUACAACAAAGCGUUUAACGGCGUACGAUCCUUUACCUCCAAAGCGUAACGGUGAAAAUGUAUUGAGUUAUUUGCAUAAACAUCUUCUUCAAAGAUAUGAUCCAACUGGCAAACGGCGUGCUUUAGUAGACCAAGAAAAUGGACUUCGAGCAGGAGAUAUAAUUAAGGUCACAUACCUUGAUAGGACGAAUGUAGUGGGUCAGGUCAUUGCUAUCAAGAGAUCUGUAAAUAAUGUCGGAACGAAUAUCUUGAUUAGAAACAAAUUUAAUAAAAUGGGUUGUGAAUUAAGGAUUCCAUUGUUUAAUCCAAAUAUUAGAAAUAUAGAAACUCUUCAUAAGCCCAAGAAGUACUUAUCCAGAAGGAAACAAUUUUAUAUCCGGAAAUCUAAGUACGAUGUCGGUGACGUCGAGGCUUUUUUAAAAUCAGUGUCCAAAAAAACAAGCUCUUAA